AUGUCGGACCCGCGGGCGGCUGAGGGGCCGGGCGUCUGGAGCCCCGCAGCCCGCCGAGGGCCGGCGCGCGGCCUCGGGGACGGCCCGGGAGUGGAGGGGAGCCAGGCGGCUGCCUCAGAGGAUGAAGAUCUAGAAAACACCAAGGUCACCUCUCUAGCAGCUUCUGCCUCUGAUCCAGAGCCCCAUUCCUCAUCCUACAGGUCACAGAUGGUGUCUCCAGUGACGGAGGAUGCCACAGAAGAUAAGCAGAAGGCCGCCAGUGCCGGGGAGGCCCAGGCCUCGGUGGAACAGGAAUUGCUUUCUGCAGACCAGACCCAGAUCCUCAGCAAGAUGGCCAGGUACCAUGGCCCACAGAGGUCUGGGGACAUCGUGAUGAUCCAGUCUGAGCACACAGGAGCUGUUGGUAUUCUGUCAGCCGAUUUGGAAUCUGCAGACCUGCUGGGGGACCACAGGAGAGUCUCCCCACCUCUCAUGGCUCCUCCGUGCAUCUGGACCUUUGCCAAGAUGAAGGAAUUCAAGAGCAAGCUGGGCAAGGAGAAGAACAGCCGUCUGGUGGUGAAGCGGGGGGAGGUGGUGACCAUCCGGGUGCCGACCCAUCCCGAGGGGAAGCGUGUCUGCUGGGAGUUUGCGACCGAUGACUAUGACAUUGGCUUUGGAGUUUACUUUGACUGGACCCCGGUAACCAGCACCGACAUAACGGUGCAAGUCAGUGAUUCCAGUGAGGAUGAGGACGAAGACGAGGAAGAAGACGAGGAGCUCGAAGACCCCGUCCCAGCUGGAGACGUGGAGCGAGGCUCCAGGAGCUCCCUGCGGGGCCGCUACGGGGAGGUCAUGCCCGUGUACCGCCGGGACAGCCACCGAGACGUGCAGGCUGGCAGCCACGACUACCCCGGCGAGGGCAUCUACCUCCUGAAGUUCGACAACUCCUAUUCCCUGCUGCGCAACAAGACUCUCUACUUCCACGUCUACUACACGAGCUGAAGGCCCGCCGGGGCGGGACACAGGCGGCGCACGCUGGCUGGAGCAGGCUGCCAGCUGGGGCCCCUUGUCCUGGAUAGGCAAGGGCUCCGAGCUGAGCGUGGGGCGCCCGAGCCUCCCGCCCUGCUGGCGGGCCUGACUGUUGGCCCAUCCGUGUAGCUUUGCCCUGUCCUUGGCUUCCGCAGAUGGUGGCGUGGCACCCCUGCUCUGUGGUU
Budorcas taxicolor (takin) is the source of this 1193-nucleotide messenger RNA. RefSeq names its product transmembrane p24 trafficking protein family member 8 (gene TMED8). The record is from RefSeq and is a predicted model, not a curated record. The transcript has 6 exons. Bases 1 to 981 code for a protein of 326 amino acids. NCBI's taxonomy places the organism in Eukaryota, Metazoa, Chordata, Mammalia, Artiodactyla, Bovidae.